Darwinula stevensoni is the source of this 4172-nucleotide messenger RNA. NCBI's taxonomy places the organism in Eukaryota, Metazoa, Arthropoda, Ostracoda, Podocopida, Darwinulidae. The record is from the annotation of a GenBank genome assembly.
AUGGAAGCUCAUUCUGAGGUCGCUUUAUCUCGUGAUGCAGGUGUCAGGGCGAGUAAUGGCUGGGAGGAGCCAGGGCUCUCUGAUGAGUGCAAUCAGCUCCGAACACGACGAGGAUUCCGGAUUCGGUCAGACUUCUCGGCAUUCCUCCAGACUCUCGCUUCUGGAUCACCGAAGCCAAGACAGCGGUACGUGAAAUGCAUUAUCAUUGUGCCAUCUCUUUUGGACUUGGAUAUGGAGCUACCAGACAGUUCCCCAUUGAGCCACUCUGCUGCUCGUCACAAAAUUGCCGUGAGGCCCAAGAAGACCCAUGGACUUCCACGGAAUAGGCGGCUUCAACAGCGGACUAGCACUGCAGCCCUGCCGACCAUGCCAGAGGUGAAUGAGGAGUCUUGGUCAGGAGUUUCUUCAUCUCGCUCUGUCCUGCAUGUCUCUACCUCCCCGCCUACACAUUCAGUCUUGGAGGCUAUACCCAGAGUGGAGGAAACUGUUAAAGUGAGAAGCGAAUGGAAAGAGGUGAAGGAGAAUUGGAUUGACCUUCAAGAAGGUUCAAGCCCUGAGCAUCCUGAAAUUCAAGACUCCAAGGAUGAAACACCCAAGGAGGAUGGGAGGAAGACCUCUAGGCAUGAGGAUUCCUCUUUCUUCAGUCGUAUAUUUGGUUCAAGAAGGAGCCUAAAGAAAAAGAAAGACCUUCCACCCACCCCUGCUACAGAAGUCCCCAAGCGCAUUAAUCCCAAUGGUGGGUAUGGCCAAGAUGCACCAAGUCAUUUUGUGAAGAGUGAGGAGAGAUCUCCAGUGCGCAUUCGUGCAUCAUCCCUUGCCUCUGGACAGGUUGCUCAUGUUGAAGCCUCGUUCCUUGCAGACGGAAAUCGAGAGGAGGAAUCCCUCAUGAUUCAACCUGAAGUCAUUAGAAAGAAAGAGGCCAUGGUUCGGAAGGCCUUCAGCUUCAAGCGAGUUACAGAACCCCAAGACUUGGAUGUGUCCCAUCUUCCAAGCCUACCUGCUUUUGUAAACAAUGAAAAAAUUGUUAGCAAGCCUCGGCCAGAAAAACCAGUUAGAAUGAGGAAGAUGGAAGAGGUAAAUGUAUGGAAGGGCAAGGCUGAAUCACCAAAAAAUAACGUGGAUGAGAAGAUUGAGACAAGGCAGUUGGUAUGGAAUGCCACAACCCCACAGAUGAAUGGUCAUACACAGAAUGGAAAAUUUGGGGAUGAAGAGGAGUCGACUGAAAGUCGUAGGAGGAGCCUUUUUGGGGAUGUUUUGCGAAACACUGGACUACUAGAUGGCCUUGACUCUGGACCAAAAUCUCUUGAUAGUGUUAUUACAAGUCGGUCUGAGGAAAGUGGAACCAGCAAGAGAACAAUAUCCUAUGAGAACAUCAGCUCUAUUGCAUCAACAGAUGGUUCUCCAGAACCAGAGGAUGAAAAGGAGAAGGGAGAUGAAAAUGCUGAAGUCCCCAUCCCCAUGAAGGAGGACUCAGGGAAAACUGUGAUCAAGAUUCAGAAUGCUGAGAAUAUCAAUAUCACAUUGAAGAGUGGGGAAGCUAUCAGCAAAGUCUUGCUGGAAAGCAAAGAAAAAAUUACUCCCAGUUUCUCAAAGCAAUCCAACUUAAGUGACGGUCAGGAUGUAAAAAGUCUCUUUUUAGAAGCAAAGAUCAACAAGUUCAAGGUGGAAAGCAUGCAAAGCCCCAAGAUAGACACAGCAGAAUUAAACAGCCAUGAGUUCUUGAACCGGAAGAUGAUGUUCCAGAGAGUCUCAUCAGUAGAUGAGGACAAUGAGAAGAAGCAGAAACGUAUGUGGCCACUUGGAAAUGGAGAAUUGGUUUUGGAGGACAAGGUGACAACCCCAUCCCGUCCAAAGCACCUUGACCUCUGGUCUACAUCUAAUGAGGACAAGAGCACAUCUGGAAGACCUGAGCUCAUCAACACAAGGGUCAUCCAGGCUCAGAAUCCUGAGAUCUCAAUGGAGAAGGAGCACAAGAGAGUUGGCAUUCCUGCUGCCUUCAUGAGACAAACCUCAGCACCAUUGCCUUUGAAGACAGAAGGAGCUUUGCCAUCCCGCAGCCCAAAGACACCACCACCUGUGGCCAAGAAGACUAAACCCAGUUCAGAUGCUAUAACUGUUGCACCUAUCAUGAGAGAUAGGUCAUUUCCACUUUUUCCUGUUGCAACACCUGAUGGAAAAGAUAAUUAUCAGCAUCCCUUGAAUGUGCAUCAAUAUCCCAUGAGUGUGAAAGGGAGGUCUAAUGAACCAACUCCACUAAGAACAAGCCCCAAAGAUGAAAAGAUUACUCCUAACCUUCAGUUAACGGAGAAUGGAAUGCAAGAACGGGGAUCUGUUGGACCUCUCAUGAGAGAUAGGUCAUUUCCACUUAUUCCUGUUUCAACACCUGAUGGGAAAGAUAGUUAUCAGCAUCCCUGGAGUGUGAAAGGGAGAUCUAAUGAACCAACUCCACUAAGAACAAGCCUCAAAGAUGAAAAGGUUACUCCUAACCUUCAGCUAACAGAGAAUGGAAUGCAAGAACGGGGGAUUGUCGUUCCAUCAAGUAGCCCAGCUGUUCCUGUUCCUGAAAGGAAAGCGGAAGUUUCUUCUGCCAUUCCCAUCCCAAAGCAGCGAAAGCUUCGUUCAGAAAAAAUUAUUUCUAAGCAGAAAGACAUGGAAGUAAUAAAUCAAAACAAUAGAACUGGGAACCCUAUAGAGAAAGAACAAACAGAAAAGCUAUCUCCAGCUGAAAAGGAAAAGUUGAGAAUGUCGAUAUCUCCAUUCAUAAAACCAAGAGAAUUGGAGCUGCAUGACAGCAAUGUGGAUCCCAAAUCAUCCUCACCUCUGAGAGAGAAGCCUGAGACCAAGAAAUUGUUUCCAAUCACCAGAAUUCCAAGUCACGUAUUAUUCAGUGAGGAUAAGAAGGUGGAAGUAGAAGAAGACAAUAGCAACAAGCUUCAACAUGAAGAAAGACAAGUGCCAUUGGAAUCCACCAGCACAGCAAACAUUGCCAAAGAAACCUUCCUUCCUAGACAGAAAUCGGAUGAGGGUAAGCAUUCACCGCCUGCAAAGCACAAUGGUGUCGUCAUGCAGCAGAAAGACCCCAGCAGAUCGGGGCAAUCGGAGGAAAAGCCUGUGAAUUUGAGGCGCAAACCUGGUGAGCCCAAGGAUGGGCAAUCUGAACUGAUGAAGAUUUUCCACAGACGAUCUCUGAAGAGCAAGGAUGAUAUAUCUUCUGAUGGAGAUGGGAUGUAUCAGAUGAGUAGGAGUCAAACAGAGCCCACGGUUACCACUCGGGACAGUACGGCUGUUCCAGUCCAUAAGAUGUCGCCGGAAUCCUUGUCUCCCGUGUCAACAGCCAAAAAGGUCCCGAUUGAAGGGAACUUGCCAGCUUCCCAGCCAAAGACAUCAUCUGAGCUCAUUUCUCCUACCCCUUUCCACAAAACCGUAGCAGACAUCUCUUCCAAUGCCGUGCCAUCGGCUACUCAAAAGAAUGGGGGUGAAUCCAUGACUCCUUUGAAGAAAACAUCACUUGAACAAGCUUUCACCACUGGUCCAAUGCCGUGGAAGAGAGCUAAGAGCUUGGUUCCAGCUCCAAUCGGAAAGACACCAGAAAUUCCUCAGAAGUCUAGUCAGGAUUUCAUCCUCUCUAGAGUACCGGAACCAGGGCCAUCCAGUCGGACUUCAAAAGUUCUCGACUUGGUGAACAGUUUCCAGAAACUGCAGGUUGGAACAACCUCAUAGGCCCAACUGUGAUGAAUCCCAGUUCUCCCUGUCCAUGUUGAACUUCAGUCAGUAAAGACUAGCAAACUUUUCCAAAAUGUGAAGAAUGCUUUGCGAGUGCUGUGAUAAUGUCAGUGUCUUUUCUUCUGCAGAGUAUUUAUCUACAAGGAUUUCCAAACCUAUGGCAAAUUGUCCCUUUCCAUGUAUUUUCUCAAGGAGAAUUUUUCUAAUCUGACUGCAUUUCUGUGACCUGGAUAAAAUGAACAACUUCUCUUUUGGAAGGUUAUGUUGCCUUACACUAAUCCAUUUAAUUGUUUGUGAUAUGUGAAUCAGAUUGCCUUCCUCAGCUUGGUUGCAUUCCCUUGAUGGAUUCAUGGCAUGGGAGUUUCUUGUGAUUAUAACGAUGGUUUGGAUGGUUUUGGAAUUGCUGUGUUCGAAGCAGAAGCUGGGUAAAUAAAAAAAAAUGAACAACC